Messenger RNA from Drosophila takahashii, 499 nucleotides. RefSeq lists its product as uncharacterized. Lineage: Eukaryota; Metazoa; Arthropoda; Insecta; Diptera; Drosophilidae. The record is from RefSeq and is a predicted model, not a curated record.
GCAGGCGCUGUUUUUACAGUACUCCACUGCUUUUCGUUUUAACUUGCUCGGAAACUCCGUUUUCUUCCAUCUCAGAAGUCAAAGAUUAGAGCUUAACUGGCAGCCGUUGCACAAUGAAUGCGCAUUCAACAGCCGUUGCCAUCAUAGAUAUGGAACUGGAUUUCGACGAGGAUGAGGAUGGGCACGGAGACGUCGAUUCGGCGGAGGUGGGUCGGAGUGGGGAUGUUCGGGCGAUGGUGCGGCGCCUACAGACGGAUCACGUGAGGAUUCGGCAGCAGCUGACGCUCCUUCAGCGCCGCCUGGUGACUCUGCAGUUGGACAGGCAGAGACGCCUCUACGAGUGCAGGGAGCGGGUGCAGCGACUACUGCUAGAUUUGCAGGCGAGAUACGGACGCAAUUGGGGCCUGUAGCUGGGAAUUCGGGCACCAACACCUCAAUAUACGGAGUUGAUGUGACGAACGGCCCCAAAUACAAACGUCGUGUCAGGGUGGUGACGGAA